AUGACCCGCACGGGCUCCCCUACCUCACUUCCAAAGGAUCUCGCAAAGGUCCUCGCAGCCUUUACCCUCGUCUUUCACACCACUUUUGACCUCUCAUAUUCUUUCGCAUACCCUCUGGCCUCUUCUCACACCUUCUGUCUGAUUACCGUGCCUUCUGUCCCACCCUGGCAAGGGGACGGGGCUCCACUCCUGCAUCGAUAA
Penicillium chermesinum is the source of this 201-nucleotide messenger RNA. RefSeq lists its product as uncharacterized. NCBI's taxonomy places the organism in Eukaryota, Fungi, Ascomycota, Eurotiomycetes, Eurotiales, Aspergillaceae. Bases 1 to 201 code for a protein of 66 amino acids. The record is from RefSeq and is a predicted model, not a curated record. The transcript has a single exon.